This is a messenger RNA of Cladocopium goreaui, 4245 nucleotides long. The record is from the annotation of a GenBank genome assembly. Lineage: Eukaryota; Dinophyceae; Suessiales; Symbiodiniaceae.
AUGCCCAGCUUUUGGCAUGACAUGCGACCCGGAGUUGCGGAUGUCAAUCAUAUCCACGCAGUGCACUUGAAGGGUCCAAGAUUGGACUCUUCAAAACUACGCAAAGCAUUGGAUGAACUGCAAGCAAGACAUGAUCGACUCCGAGCAAAGCUGCACAUAAGUGCUUGUGGAAAGUCCUACCUGCUGAGAGACGCCACGCCGAUCCCGCUUCACGAAAUUGAUGGUCGUGAUCCAGACCGCAUGAAUCUGGACUUGGAAAAGGUUCUCAUGACCAAACCAGAUCCUCAUCCUGCUGUCUUUGCAGCCUAUAUUUUCUACAACGCUGAUCAUUCAGUGCUCCUCCUUGGCUUUCGGCAUGGUCCUGGGGAUGGACGAGCUAUUGAGGUCGCUCUGUCUCAGCUGCUUCGACUUUACGAUGGCAAAGAAGUACCGAUGUGCAAAAGCCAUAUGAACUAUACAGAAAUCGUAAAGUUUAGGGGCAAGUUGAGCAAAGAAGAGCUUGCGAACUGGAAGCAAAUCGAAGAAGAAUUUCCUCCUGUUCCGCGGUAUGCCAUUCACCAGACAUUUGUUCGACCUGGACAUCCAGACUUCAAACUCUUGUUCGAGGGAAUUUGCAUUGAGCUUCUGCGAUUUGAUGCAUCCAAAACAAAAGAGAUGGCAAAGAUCAGCCGCAGUGCUGGGACGACAAUUACAGGUGCAAUUAUUGCAGCGAUGCAACAUGCAACUUUGUUGGAGCUCUACAAACGCGGACUUGAGAGUGACGCUGUCUCCAUCGGAAUUUUGGUGAACGAACGAUCUUUCCUGGACAAGCAAUACAUGCAGGAGAUGGGAAACUUUGCUAGCCAGGUGAUUCUUCACAGCGAAGUCCAGCCAGAUUUUUGGAAGACAGCAAGGCAUGCAAGGCAUUUCCUUGAACGUGUCAUGGAGAAACAGUGCAGUUGGCCUGCCUUUGCUAUUGAAUUCGGCAUGAGCUCCCGAGAUCGUCUCAAGCUGAUGAAUCGGAUGACGCCAGAGCUUAUGAGUGCAAUGUUCGAACAUGGCACACAAGCGACGAUCUCCAGCCUGGGAAUAUUGUCUUCUUUUGGACAGUACGACAGCUUCGAGGUGCUGGAGAAUAUUCAAUGCAGCCAUGUGUUUUUUCAGGGCCUGGCCUUAAACGUUUGCACCAGUGGCUCCUCUGGAGUGAUGACACUCACUAUCCAGGUGGCGAAGAACGUGGUUCCGAAUGCGCGAGAUUUAGCCGUUUCGGUCCGACAACACCUAGAAACGACCUUGAACAAUCUUCCAACUCCCACCGGCGAGGACGACGAGGAGAGUCAAACAGCUGCUGCCUACACUGCAAGUGCAAGCGCGAUGCAACCUCUCAUCGCAAAGAACCGGGAAAAGCUGAAAAAUGCGCAGAAGACCGGGGAUGGCGCUAUGGCCAUGAUGGGAGACACUACUGGCGCAUAUACCUGGAAGACUCAUUGCCUGGUCGCCGUGGUUACCUUUUUUGGCAUUUUAUCGGCAGGGCCGGUCAGUGCCUUUCCACUCUAUAACGGUGCAUUGGCUGCAUCCGGGGUCUUCAAAUGGGCUUGUGAGCAUGGUACGAGUCAAUGUGGCCAGCAGAGGGCAGCACUUCGAGAUGUCUACGCAACCACUUUCUCCAUGCAAUUGCGUUUUUUCAUCCUGGUUGGCUGUGCAUACGAUAUCUUCGGGCCUCAAAAAGGAGCUGCACUUGGAGCGUUGACCUUGGCCGUGUGCUGUGGUAUGUUGGCCAUUGGUGUCAAUCUGGAUGGGGAGGAGUGGCCAUCGACGCAAUGUGCUUUGAUGUACGUUGGCCUGAUGUUUGGGGAUCUCGGAGGAAACCUGGCAUCUUUCGGCAUUCUUGCAUUUAUGUGGCACUAUCCCAAGGUGCAAGCUGUUUUCAUUGGUCUUAGCAAUGCAGCGACUCAAGCGUCUGGAGGCUUGGGAUUGUGCAUGAGCAUUCUGGCGGCACAUGGCUACAGCAUUUCAGAUUCGUUUAUUGGUUUGGCCGUCAUAAGCCUCGUAGCAUCGCUGGUGUUUUUCUUCAGUUGUCCAACAAAGAAGGAGUUUCUCACGCAAGCAGGUCGAGUGCUUAACACACAUCCGUCGGGCUUGGACACAUCAGCACUUAUAAGUUGGCUGGGUGUCAGGCAGAGCUUGGACGAGGCGACGCGAGUCUUUGCUUUGUAUCCGCUGGAGAACUAUUGCAUGCUCUUCUACAUCGGUUUUUUCAUGGCGGGAGAGCUGAUCUGCUUCAGCACGCUGGACACAAAAUUUGAUAGGUGGUUCAACAAAGAGGAUUCUCAGAUGCUAUUGCACGUAUAUGGGACCGCGCUGGUAAUUAUUGGCAUUGUGCUCAAUCCGAUUGCUGGUUUUCUCUUCAACUACUUUGGAUUUCGUCCAGUUUUUGCAUUCUCCGCCUUGCUUGCGUUUUGCGUGCCAGUCACUCUUUUAGUGGAGUCUGUUUGGGCGCAGUUGCUUCAUAUUUUCGCCUUGGUCACCUGGUUCGCUCUCUUUCUGAACGUCAUCUCCAAGUAUUCUGUUGCCUUCGCACCGCCGGAUUUCUUCGGAACAUUUCUCGGAUUUCUUGUUUCCGUUGGUGGCAUUCUUGCAUAUUUGAUAGACUCAAUUUUGCAAUUUCCCAAGUUUGAAGAUCUUCUAGUUCUUUGCGCCAUGAACAUGAUUGUGGGGUGGCUCUUCAGCGUCGCGUUGUGUGUAAUCCUGUAUCGUAAAGGCUGCCAAUUAUCCCGACAAGCUGCGAUGAACUUUCGCGAGCUCGUUGCGACAACUUUGAUUUGUGGAGAUCGAUUGGAAACGAGUUGCCCGGCAGAAGUGGCACGAGGUACACAGAUGCGGCUGAGCAACUCUGCUUUGGUCAAUCGCACUGAGGCUUUGGAGACGGUAACGCUUUUUCGUUCCUUCGCGGGUGUGUCCUGCCGUGUCUCGUUGGCAAACUGGGAUUGUCUCCAGAUUGGUGGCGAUAUCCGUGAGGCAAAACCAAGCAUGUGUGAUGCCACCGGAGGCUUCUACCAGCUUUUGAGCGGUGAGUGUAGAUUUCUGGAUUGCAAGGAGCGCAAGAUGACCAGAAACACUUUCCAACUGGCUUCCAUACAGCACAAGCGUUGCAGCUCGACGCUAGAUUCCUUUUCAGGAAGCUAUUCAAGGACACCCAAGAAGGAGCGAUGUGGGGUGAGAUUGGAUCCGCUGCAGCCAUCAUGCAAAUCAUUUUCUGAUCUGCCAACGCAAUUGCCACGGCUUAGAGUUGCUAUUUUCAACGCAUUUCCAAGUCGUGUGUCGCCACACCCAGGGGCCCUAUGUUGCCGAGUGGCGUUGACUAGCUCACCUUGGUUUUACAGCAAGGCUGUGUCUCGCUUCAUUUGGACUCACCCAGUCCGCAUGGAAAAUGGGCCUUGGCUGAGUUUCUUGCCACCUGUCAAGGUGGAGCUGCUGCAGGCAGAGGACAUUUGCGCAGGACGCCUCCGCCGACCUACGGGUCCGUACAGUGCUGGCUAUGAUGUUUUCCUUGUUCCUGGCGGAUCUGCGAAGGCAGACUUUCUUGCGCUCGGUGUUGAAGGCUGUGCGGCUGUGCGGCGCUUUGUGAAGAGUGGUGGCGGCUACUGUGGAGUAUGUGCUGGGGCCUUCUUGGCACUUCGGCUCAGGCUGCUGGACGUCGACAGAAGAAGCAGCAGGCUGCAACAACCUCCCCGUCAGAUGUGGCCUGAAAGCAGUGACAGUGAAUCUGGCGAUGAAGCAGCUUCAGAAGACACGAGAGCAGAUUCAAAGGCUAGCCGAGAUGGGCGUGACGCUUUCAUUGUGAAAAUGAAAUUCACUCAAAAGGGCCGAAAGCUCUUGUGGCACGAGGGACGUUCAAAAGCUGUGGAACCAGAUGAAUCUGCCUCUGGAGAAGUGUGCAUGCGCUAUCACAAUGGGCCGCUUUUGGAGAUCCCUAAGGCUUCUCCUGCCAUUUUGAUGAGCCGAAUGUCAGCCAAAGAGGAGGUGCAGGACAAAGCUCCCAGCACACUGAAAGGAUCUGCGGGCAUAGUUAUGCAAAACUUUGGCGGUGGCAGGGUUGUGGCAAUAUCACCACAUCCUGAGUCCACGCAAGAUGAGGCACUCUUGCCGGAACCUGGAAAGGAACGACUGCGACGAGUCUUGCAGCGAGCUGUGCUGCUAGCCGCGGCCGGGCCAUCGGCUCACAGUUGGCUGGAAGAUGAAAUUCAUGUACCAGUACUGGUUUGA